ACACACACACACACACACAGUCUGACAACAGCUCAGCAGGCGAGACGAUCGCGGAAACCUGAGGAGCACUUUUUCUUUUGUAACUUCUUCCCGCUUCCAUCCUUCCUCCACCUGCAUGACUGCGUGAAGACUAAAGGGACUCACUCAUGGAGAGCUCCGUUGAGGCCUCCCAGACUGGAGGCGCCUCAAAUCCCAAGCCAGUUCUGGCUCCCAAACCCCGGCUCACUCCCAAGCCCUUCUCUCUGCAGAAGACCACCGCUAUUCGCUCCAUUCAUGCUCCAAAGACAAUCCCCGCUGCACUUAAGCCAAAACCGGACCAGAGUGGAAAAUCAGAGGCUACAGCUUUGACCACCGCUGUUCAAAAACCGCCUCAACUGGCUUCCACCUUGGACCCCAAACCAAGAUCUGUUAGUGUGCCCCCCCAUACUCUACCAAAAACAACCAAAACAACUGAAGCAGACCUCCAGGAAAAGGGUGCUCUUGAUUCCAGUGCAAAAAAAUCACAUCCAGUCUCACAAAUCACUCCAUCUAAGGAGACACCCAAAUCUGAGCCAGUCCAGACAGACGAUGUCGUCCAAACGAACCACAAAGAAUCUGUAGAUAUUGUAACUAAACCAGCUUCCGCCUCAGACCCCAAACCAAGCUCUGAGAGUACGCCCCCCCAAACUCUACCAAAAACAACCAAAUCAACUAAAACAGGCUUAGAGGAAGAGGGUACUCUUGAUUCCAGUGCAAAAAAAUCAGAUCCAGUCUCACAAACCACUCCAUCUAAGGAGACACCCAAAUCUGAGCCGGUCCAGACAGACGAUGUCGUCCAAACAAACCACAAAGACUCUGUCGAUACUGUAACUAAACCAACUUCCGCCUCAGACCCCAAACCGAGCUCUGAGAGUGCACCCCCCAAAACUCUACCAAAAACAACCAAAGUAAGUGAAGCAGGCCUCCGAGAAGAGGAUACUCUUGAUUCCAGUGCAGAAAAAUCAGAUCCAGUCUCACAAACCACUCACAAGCCGACACCCAAACCUGAGCCAGUCCAGAAAGACAAUGUCCUCCAAACGAACCACAAAGCAUCUGCAGAUAUCGUCACUAACUCAGAGCAGACAGACAGAAAAAAGGAAGAAGAAACUCCAUCAUCUCUUGUCCAAAAGCUUGAGGAGUCAGGAAACGAUGGGUCCUCUGCAGCCAUUCCAACACAUGGAAGGGGCAGCACGAGGAAACGCCUGUCCAUGGAGCUCACCUCCAGGUUUGAGUCAGGUGGUCUGUCUCUGCCCCCCCAACCCAUUAAACCAACAAAACCCAUCUCUACAACCAACACUAAGGAUGAGUCAAAAAAGCCAGCAUCUUCCCAACCAGAGCAGAACCAGGCAAUACCAGAGCCAUCGAACAGGGAGAGUGACGAAGGAGGACCGUCGGAGGAUUAUCACGGAGGAGGCAGUAUAAAACGCAGAAUCAGUCUUCUGUUUGACUCGUCGUCGAGGCCGGAGAUCAUGACGAAGAGAGAGGAGCCAGAAAUAAUAAACGGCACAGGAGGCGUGAAGGAACGAAUCAAAAACUGGGCAACAGAAUCAAGCUCUGAGGGGCCAAAGACAGAGAAGAAGCCUCAGGUUGCACCCCGAUCUCGCUCCAAGAGCUCUGAACCUGCAGCUGCUCCAGCAGCCGAGAAAGCCCCCCAAAUCCCAACUGUUGAGCAUCCUGCAGUAGAGACGUCACCUUCUCUGCCUGUGGAUCCACUUUCAAAGGUGUCAUCUGCUGGACAACCAACAGAGACCCCACUGGAAACAUCGAAAGACAAUCUGACCGAGGAUAAAUCAGUAGAAAGCCCGACAGAGACGCCAGGAGAGCAAAACAAAUCAUCAAAAGGUGAUGUCCAGCCACGUAGUCGUAGCCCAUCUGCAAGCCAAGCUUCCAACCAUGAGGGCGACUCAGCCGCGAGUGAAAGCGCUGAACCCGCACUAAAGAGGAACAACGUCAAACGUCGCUCUGUUCGCUUCGGUAUCGUGGAGAGAGAUGAUGGAGGGCCUCCACUUAUCCUGGGCUCAGCGUCUGACUCCAGUUCAGAAGAAGAAGAAGAGGCUCGUGACGAUGAAACAGAUGAGGACGUCCCCGUUUCUGUCCCCGUUUCAGUGCCUGUCUAUAAAAGAGUAGGAAUUUUUCAGAGCAAGGAUGAUGAGAGCCAACGAGAAGAAGAAGAAGAGGAAAGACUGAAACAUCUGGAAUUUGAAAAAAGACGAAGAGCAGAGGAGCACGAACAGGCGAAGCUUCAGUUAGAAGAGGAGCAGAAACGUGAAGAAGAGGAAAGGGAGAAGGAAAGAGCAAGACAGAGGGAAGAGCUUCGGCUUCGGGAAGAGGAGAAACAGAGAGAGGCGCUGAGGCAGGAGGAGAUGGAGAGACGGAGAAAGGAGGAGUGGGAGAGAGAACGUUUAGAAGAAGAGGAAAGACAAAUGAAGAGAGCGAGGGAAGAAGAGAUGGAAAGGGAGAGGCAGAUGGAGGCAAUGUUGGAGAGACAGAGAGAGGAGGAAAGAGAGAGGGCAAAGCAGGAGGAGGAGAGACUUAAACAAGAGGAGGAGGAGGAGGAGGAGAGGGAAAAGGAGAGGCUGAAGGAGGAGAAGAGAAAAGAGGAGAAGAUGAGGGAGGAAAGAGAGAGAGAGCGGCUGAGAGAAAACGAGGAGAGGCUGAUUCAUGAACAAGAAGAGCACCGACUGGCGAGGAAACUGGUAGAGGAGGAAAUGAAUAAAGAGAAACAAAGAGAGGAGGAGUGGGAGAAAGAAUGGGUGAAGAAGACAGAGAGGUUGGAAGUAGAAGAAGGAGACAAGGAGAGGGAGAAAGAGAUGGAGCUGAUGAUGAGGGAAAGACAGAGACAGGAGGAAGAGGAGAGAAAAAGAAGGGAGCUUGAGAGGAAAAUGCAGCAGGAACAAGAGGAAGAAAUGGAGAGAAUGAGACAAAUGGAAAAACAAAGGGAGGAAGAGAGAAAGAGACAAAUCGAGAAAGAAAGAUUGGAGGAGCUGGAGAGGAAGAUGCGAGAGGAACUGGAAAGAAAGCAAGCAGAUGAACUUAAAGAGAAGUUCAGAAUAGAGGAGGAGAGAAAAAGAGAAGAACUCGAGUUGACCAGCAGGGAACCAAAGUUGGCGGUGGACCAAGAAGAGCAAAGUCUAAUCAGUUUUGACUCUGAAGAUUUGGCUCAGACGUCAAAAGCACCAUAUUCCCCCUCAACAAAAAUGUACGAGCCCACAGGGAGUCUAAUAGAUGUUGUUUAUGAUGACUUCUCUGUGAAAAAGCCUCAGUUUGAGGUGGAUUUUGAUGAUUUUUCAGUCAAGCCAAGGAAAAGGGGCUCACAGGUGAAACCAGAAAAUACUACCUAUAGUUGGGCAGUUGAUCUUGUGGAUAAAGAGAAGGAGGAGGAGAAGGAGGAGGAGAUGCUGGUGCCCAUGGCUGUCACAUCUCAGGAAUACAACCUAUCAGAGCAGGUGGAAAAGCCUGACAGCCCCGAACCCACACCAGCUCAGGAGGAGGCAAAGGAGGAAGAGGUGGAAGCUGAGGAGGAGGAGGAAGAGGAGGAGGAGGAGGAGAAGCCAAAGGUGGAAGAGCUCAUCUCUGUUGAGAGCAGUGCAGCUUUGAGCUUCCACAUGGGAAAGACGGUUGUGACUUGA
This is a messenger RNA of Stegastes partitus (bicolor damselfish), 3647 nucleotides long. RefSeq names its product inner centromere protein-like. The record is from RefSeq and is a predicted model, not a curated record. The coding region runs from base 147 to 3647 and encodes 1166 amino acids. The transcript is spliced from 5 exons. NCBI's taxonomy places the organism in Eukaryota, Metazoa, Chordata, Actinopteri, Pomacentridae.